Trichoplusia ni (cabbage looper) is the source of this 3244-nucleotide messenger RNA. RefSeq lists its product as uncharacterized. Gene Ontology annotation, molecular function: oxidoreductase activity. The transcript has a single exon. The record is from RefSeq and is a predicted model, not a curated record. Bases 1482 to 2222 code for a protein of 246 amino acids. Lineage: Eukaryota; Metazoa; Arthropoda; Insecta; Lepidoptera; Noctuidae.
UAAACUAGUAAAAUACUACAUUUUAAUCCUACCAGAGGUUAAUUUUGAAAUAAGCUUUUAUAUUUUUUCAACGUGUAGUGCAAAUCUUUUAUGGCUACUCAUACCACUUUUUCCCUUUCUUAUGAAGAACCCAAAAUCUCAGAGUCUCAACACGUCAAUGAAUGAAUACUUUAGGAGCAUAACAAUUUGCAUGCAUCGUUUGUUUCUUUAAGAAACAACUGACGGAUCGUCGGGGAAUUCCGGGACCCUAGAGUAAAUAACUCGGGGCCGUUGGAACCUAAGAUUUCCAACAAUUUUCCUGUAUUGUGCAAUCUUGCCGUAUUUGAGUAUCUUCACUGUGAAUGGAAUACCAUUACGUGUCUUGUGAGAACCGUAAGCCUUGUGUUGGUUUAGUAAUGAGAGGAGCUUAAAUUUCAGAAACGAUCCUUCUCGGAACUCAAAAUAUGGCUCUGUUAGGAGGAAAUAUAAUCGUUAGCUUAAUGUACCUACGUUUUAUACCAUUAAAGCUUUACUUUUUCUUGAAAAUAUCCUAUUUUAUCAGUCUCGUGACGUAGAUUUUUCACUUCGACAAAUUCGAACAAGAACAGUUUUUGGAAAGAUUUUUUAUGAAUAGAAAGUGAAAAGCACAAAAAUUUAUCAAAAAUAAAAAAAAGGGUUUUCAUAUGCACAAAUACACUCCUUUGCCAAAACCGGGGUGAGGAAUAAUAAGCACGCACUAGCAAGCUCAUCAGUCUUGUCGACCUUUUCCUAAGGGUUAGGUUUAAAGUCAAUACAACUCACUUCUUCAAAGGAAGUGGGACUUCAUAUCCGUUUUCUCCAGGGCCUGUCAGCUGAUAAUGGUUUUGAACAUGAAUGCUAUUUUUGUAUCAUGAUGAUGGCGCAAUUUUUUAAUCAGAAUGAUGUAUCUACUACGAUACUACUUCUACUACGUUCACUGACUAAAAGUACCCAAUAUUGAGACUAUACUAUAUUUUUGAGAUUAAAGUAAAUGACAUGUUCAGUCACUUGGACAAGGUAAUUUUAAUACUCGAAAUUUGUAUCCAAUAGCCGGUCAAGUGCUAGCCGGAAGAAAAACAAAUCGUUUUGAUGACCUCGUCAUCCAAAAAACGUAUGGCCUUGCCAACUUUGCUUAACCUUGAGCUCUAUAUAUUAUUUAGUUUGUAAUUAAAUACAAACAAGUAGUACAGACAGCGGUACCUUAAUAAUAGGGUUCCGAUUUUAUUUUAUUAGUUUAACUUUUCUACAUAGCUAAAAUUAAAAAUGCUAUUAAUAGAACUAGAAACGAUAACACAGCCUUGUUUUUCACAACGUAAAUUUUGUAUAGUUAGUUUUUAUUUGUCGUAAUUAGUUCGCAAAGUUCUACGGUACUUUGGGCAUAUUUUUUAGUUAUUGAAGGCCGAUAAGCUUUGUUUAUAUAGUGAUAAUUUGUACUAUAUAUUUUGCAGUAUUAACAUUAGUCCUGUAUUGAUUAGUGUCAAAUCAUGAGCUUCAACGACAAGGUGGUUAUUGUGACUGGCGGCAGCUCCGGCAUUGGAGCCGCCAUUGCCAUAGAAUUCUCCGCUGCUGGUGCCAAAGUUUGUAUUACUGGACGCGACAAAAAGAAGCUGGACAACAUCGCGAAGAAAUGCAAGAAUCCAUUAGCCAUAGUCGCAGAUAUAAUUAUCGAAAAUGAUCUUAAGAGGAUUGUCGACGAAACAGUCAAACAUUUCGGGAAACUUGACAUCCUGAUCAACAAUGCUGGGAUGGCAUUACCUGCAAGUAUUUUAUCUGAUAACGCUAUGGAAGUGUAUGAUACAGUGAUGAACACUAACCUACGGUCCACAGUAUACCUCACACAUCUUGCUGCACCUUACUUAAUUGACACAAAAGGUAACAUCGUAAAUAUAUCUAGUAUAUGUGGGUUGACGGUAAUUGCCCAGAACAUUUUUGCCUACAACGUGUCAAAGGCAGCUAUAAACCACUUCACCAGAUCUGUAGCGGCUGAACUAGCUUCAAGUGGUGUUCGAGUUAAUUCUGUAAGCCCUGGACCCGUGAUGACUGAAGCCUUAGAGGAAACAGGCGAGGCUACACUGGAGUUCCUGACGCAACUGACAGCAUUGAAACGUCUUUCAGAAACAAAAGAGGUUGCUGAUUUAGUUUUGUUUUUGGCAAGUGACAAAGCUAAAGGUAUUACCGGUUCGAUGAUUGUUAUGGACAACGGAGCUUUGGUAAAUGCUGAUUAAAACUGAAAUUUGGCUGUUGUGGAAUUUUGUUUCCAAUUUCAACAGAAUUAAUGUGAUGAAAACAUUACAAAACUUAAAAGAAAAACAUUCUAUUAUAUUCUCCAAUUGCUGCUCUAGGUAAUUAUCUGAUAAUCUAAUUAUAUGAUAGUACUGUUAGUGUACUGAAAUGUCUGCCGCAGUUGAUAAUAAACUGAUAAAAUUAUGACACGACCGAUAAUAAACAAAUUGGUAUCAACAUUAUCUUGUUCGAGCUGUAUAGUUAUAUAGUUUCCCUUGUAAAAGCGAGACUGCAAACACCAUGUGUAGUGUUAUUUUGCUUCUACAAUCCUUGCUUCAACUUACUGUAAACUGUAAACUAAACGUACUUGUUGAACAUACUUCGUUCUGACUCUAGAAGCUUCAACUAUUAUCGAAUUGUUUGCGUCGCUUGCCUUUUGUUGUAUUAAAAUAGUUGGGUUUGCAGCUAUUUGAACUGCAUGGUUGUGCACGCUCUUCUGGGUGACUUGAGUUACACGUGACAACUGUUCUGAAAUUUUAAAAUUAAUUGUGAAUGUUUCAGUGUAAUAACAACCAGCACAACUGUGAUUCUUUCCACGGGUUUUUUCAAACUUAACUGUUUCAGAUACUGACGUAAGAUGAAUAGUAAAAAUGUGAAAAGAAAUUCGAAGAAUCAUUUUAGAUAUAAAGAAAAAUAUCUAAGGCUUUAAAAACUAAAAGUGAGUUAUUUGACACACAAAAUGUGCUUCACGUCAUUUUCGCAUAAUGUAAUGUUAUGGAAUAACUUACACCUUGACGAUCGUUAACUAGUCUUGGAAUUUUACACAAAAACUUCUCUCUGCCACUCAAGCCACAAAACUCUAAAGAGGCAGAAGGUUUAGUACUGACCAAAUCAAUUUUGAUCAUAAUAACAAGAAUAACACUAGUCAUACAACCUAGGUUUUAAGAAUCAGCAAACUUGCACAAGAAAAUAUGUUAAAUAGAAAACAAAAUCUGUGUUCAAAAUAAAAUAAAUGAGUUUUUAA